ACACGCCUCCCCCGCCUCCGCCAUCAAAACCAUCUCCAAAACCCCACUCCGCAAUGAGACCCGCAGCCGCAGCAGCCACCGCCACCGCCGCCGCUCUCCGCCUCCGCGCCGCCGCCGCUUCUCUCUCGCCCCCAGCCACAGCUCUCCUCACCCACCGCCGAGCCGCUCUCCUCCUGCCCCCUCUGCGCCGCCUCUGCUCCCCCGCUCCUCCCCGCGCCUCCGCCGCCCCCGACUCCCAGCCCCCGCCGCGGCUGCCCUCCUUCGUCAUGGACGCGCAGUUCGAGUCCUUCCGCGCGCAGCUUGACGAGUUCUCCACCCUCCGCGACCGUAUCCGCACCGUCGUCUCCGAGAUCGAAUCUGCGUCCCGCGUCGCCACCGCCGCGCUCCUCCUCGUCCACCAGCCCGUCCCCCUAGAAGAUGUGCUCGGGAAGGCGAAGGCGCAGGUGGAGGUGAUCAAGGGGCUGUACGCGCAGCUGGCGGAGGUCCUCAAGGAGUGCCCCGGCCAGUACUACAGGUACCACGGUGAUUGGAGGUCCGAGACACAGGCGGUGGUGUCGAUGCUCGCGUUCAUGCACUGGCUGGAGACUGGCGGGCUACUAAUGCACGCUGAGGCCCAGGAGAAGCUAGGGUUGAGCUCUGGGGAGUUUUGCCUCGAUGUUGAAGACUAUCUGACAGGAUUGUGCUUCAUGUCCAAUGAAUUUCCAAGAUUUGUUGUAAAUCGUGUCACUGCUGGAGACUAUGACUGUCCAAGAAAGGUUUUGAGCUUCUUGACUGAUCUUCAUGCUUCGUUUAGGAUGCUAAACCUGCGCAAUGACUUCUUGCGCAAGAAAUUUGAUGGGAUGAAGUAUGAUUUGAGGAGAGUGGAGGAGGUCUACUAUGACGUGAAGAUCCGAGGACUUGCACCAGCGGAGUCGAAACAAGAGGCGGCUCAGUCGUAGAAUCCUCAAUCCUGGGUAGUCUUAACGUACUUUUGUGGUUUGGCUUUUGCCAUCGAUAACGUGUUGGUCUGGCUAGAAUGUAGAAAAUCCUUGUUGGAAGCGUAUGUGAUAUGGGACUGGACUAGUGGUUUUGAAGGGACCUGCACUCCCAUCUGACUCCCAUAUCUGGAAGAGUCAUGUGCCAGAUAUUUCUCAAAGGGAACUGCCUGAUAUUUAUGUUGUCGAUUACGCUCAAGAGUAUACGGGGAUCUCUUUUGGUUCCUUUACCCUUUGCUUUCCAUGAUUGCACGGGCUGGACCCAAUUAAAGAUUUGGGCCACUUAUUA
This is a messenger RNA of Panicum virgatum (switchgrass), 1263 nucleotides long. Its product is annotated as translin-like. The transcript is spliced from 7 exons. Gene Ontology annotation, cellular component: nucleus; cytoplasm. Bases 54 to 938 code for a protein of 294 amino acids. NCBI's taxonomy places the organism in Eukaryota, Viridiplantae, Streptophyta, Magnoliopsida, Poales, Poaceae. The record is from RefSeq and is a predicted model, not a curated record. Gene Ontology annotation, biological process: RNA metabolic process. Gene Ontology annotation, molecular function: single-stranded DNA binding; sequence-specific DNA binding; RNA binding.